Asterias rubens (European starfish) is the source of this 3499-nucleotide messenger RNA. Its product is annotated as dnaJ homolog subfamily C member 3-like. The transcript is spliced from 11 exons. Gene Ontology annotation, molecular function: protein-folding chaperone binding; misfolded protein binding. The coding region runs from base 172 to 1641 and encodes 489 amino acids. NCBI's taxonomy places the organism in Eukaryota, Metazoa, Echinodermata, Asteroidea, Forcipulatida, Asteriidae. Gene Ontology annotation, biological process: protein folding in endoplasmic reticulum. The record is from RefSeq and is a predicted model, not a curated record. Gene Ontology annotation, cellular component: endoplasmic reticulum.
UGUGCUUUUGCCGCAACCUCUCAAAAAGUAAUACCUCCACGAAUAAACGAGUAGAAAAUCGUUAUUACUUUACAAAUCAUGCACAGAAAAGUCGUCUGUGAAUGAAAGUAUUUGCAGUUUACCACCAGAACUUUAUGAUUCUUCAUGGUUUGCUUUAAAAAGUGACUCAAAAUGAUUAAUUUCAACCGAUUUUUCUCGUCGCUGCCUCUACUUUUGGCAACACUCGCCGUGCAAUACGAUGAGGGAAAAACAGAAUCCAACGCGGAGAGACUUCUAAAGUUUGGAAAUUCUCUCUUGGCCCAGGGUCAGCUGGCAGAAGCCCUCACACAGUUCAACUCCGCUGUUGACAAUGAUCCAAAGAAUUACAUGGCGUACUACAAGAGGGCGACGGUGUACCUAGCAUUGGGGAAGUCAAAGGCAGCUUUACCGGAUCUCAAGAUGACGAUGAAGCUCAAACCCGACUUUACAUCAGCAUUUAUUCACCAUGGUAACAUCCUCCUUAAAAUCGGCAAGAUGGAUGAGGCGGCCAAGGACUACCAAGAAGCUCUGAGACAAGACCCCAAUAACCAGGAAGCCAAGACAAACUUUGAGAGCAUUCCAGCGCUAAAGGAACAUAUUAUAGAUGCUGGACAGUUUGUCAAGGAGAAUCGACUCACAGAAGCUAUUGAUUAUUACUCUAGAGUUGUCAUGUACAUGCCAUGGAAUGUUACAUUCAGAGCUCUGAGGGCUGAGGUAUACAUGAAGGAAGGCUCGUACUACAAAGCAAUCGAUGACUACAAGUCCAUCACUAAACUCAAACCCGAUAGUAUGGCAGAGUAUCUACAAAUGAGCAAACUACAUUAUGCACUAGGGGAUUUAGAAGACGCUCUAAGCGAUGUUCGAGAGUGUCUUAAGCUAGACCAGGACCACAAGCAAUGCCUCCCUCAUUACAAGAAGCUAAAGAAACUGGACAAACAAUACUCGCAAGCUCAGGAAUUUAUAAACGGAGGAAGAUAUGAAGAGGCAAUUCAGAAGUACACAAAAACAUUAGACACAGAACCAGACGUUCCGCUGUACAAAAUGAGAAGUAAAGCUAAAAUAUGUCACUGCUACAGAAAGUUACACAAGACAGUAGAGGCAUUUAAAAUUUGCAAUGAGGUCCUCGAGCACGACGAGGAAAAUGUUGACGUUUUACUCGAUCGAGGUGAAACAUUUCUUAUAGAUGAAAUGUACGAUAAAGCAAUUGAGGAUUUUAGGAAAGCAGAUGAAAUUGAGAACACUCAGCGAACUGAAGAGGCGCUGAACCGAGCCCAGAAACUUCAUAAACAGUCACUCAAGCGAGACUACUACAAGAUUUUGGGUGUUAAAAGGAAUGCCAGGAAGAAGGAGAUUCUAAAAGCUUACAGGAAGCUAGCUCAGCAAUGGCAUCCAGACAAACAUGAAGAGGGUCCCGCUAAAGAGAAAGCUAGUAAAAUGUUUAUGGAUAUCGCAGCUGCUAAAGAAGUCUUAUCAGAUCCAGAUAAACGUCAGAUGUUUGACCAAGGUGAAGACCCUCUGGAUCCCGAAGAACAACAGAAGAGACAACAGUGGGGGCAGCCAUUUGGGGGUGGGUUCAAUCCCUUCGGAAGUGGGGGCGGCGGCUUCAAGUUCCACUUCCCAUGAUCCAGAUUAUUAUUAUUCAUAUUUUAAGUUUUAAUGGACGGACAUUUUGGUAACGAUUGUUGCUGUGGUGAUAGUACUCCAACCAAUGAGAGACGGUUGCUUCCCAGGAUGCAUUGCGGUGAUCCGUAAGCGGUUUCUCCAACCAUGGGUACCGGUGAAGUUUAAACCAGAAUUUUUAUGCAUAAAUCAGGUACCAGUUUUUUUCAAAGUUGUCAGCUAUUGACAAUUUUUUACCCUUUUCUGUUCUCUCGAUAUUUUCUCUCGAAAGAAUGGAAUUGUGAAGUUUGAACAGAGAAAUCAUUUACAUUUUUUAUCUGGAAUAACAAUACGGUUCGAUUGUCGCAUUCGUCUAGAGAAUUAAAACCUGUAAGGCUGUAGUCUCAUAGAAGUGUAGACCAAUCCGACGAAACAAAAUUGGUAGAGCCCUCUAUUGAAAAUUACCUGCGGUUUCUUUUUGCGCACAAACUAGGCAUUGAAGACACUGCAGCAAAUGGCGCCCGGUGCACAACACUUGCGCGCCCGGUGCGCAACACUUGCGCGCCCGGUGCCCGUAUUGGUCUAUAGACCAGAUUAUAACUUCUCUUGUGCAAGUCGAGAGAAACACUAACAAUUCUCUGAUUUUUUUUAAAGCUUCAUAUUGCCUUCAAAUAUCUCAAUAUUGUGUUAUUUGGAAUCACUCCUUAUCAUUUUGAUUAAGCAGCUCUAUAAAACUGGGCUCUGGAUAUACCAUGGGACUUAAACACAGGAAGCAAAGUGCCUUUUAUGAUUUCACAAACCUGUUUUUAAAAGUAACGGAUGAAUAGAUAAUCAUGAUAACCUUGACCCGCAAAACACCAUUCCUUCACCAGAAAACCCCAUUCCUUCACAAAAAAAAACACCAUUCCUCCACCACAAAACCCUCAUUUCUUCACCAGAAAACCCCCAUAAUUCGGCGUAUAAGUGAUAAACUUUAAAGGAUGUGGGAACCCAUGGGCCCCAUUGCCCUGGUCUUGGCCUUGGUGCCCCUUCAAUGGAAGUGCCCUUUGCAAAUUGAAAAUGGCCAUACCCUCUCAAAGAUGAGAAUCCAGGUUUGUUAAGAUAUUGAAAUCUGUGACAUGUAUUUUAAGGAUUCUUUCCCAAAUAAAGACUUGUAAUGCGCACAAAUCCACCAUGCUGGGUGUUCAAGGCUCUCUUUAAGGACAGCAUUUUAAUAUAUCGUUCUUGAGGUCAAUAUUUAUAUCCCAUAGACCUUAGUCCUCAAUCACAAAGGACAGUCUGAGUUUUUUUUUUUACUUAUGCAACUUGUUCGUCUAUUUAUCAACUUUUGCAACUUCUGUAUUUUUUCUGUUGUGGUACAAUUUGCCAAAACCCAGAUGCAGUUGUCAAUAUGAAACAAUGAUAAUGUUGCUGAGAGGUUUCUUUGAUUUGUGUAAUUUUGACAAAGGGUGAACAAUUAACAUAUAGAUUUGUUGCUACACAAGGAUUUAUCAAACAACUUCACUGUACACUUAAUAGUGCUCUCAAAAACUUGCGGGCAAAUAAUCCAGCCCCCCCCCCUCCUCCUCUCGUGAGACUGUCUGUUAACUUAUUUUGAAACUAUUCCAGUCUGAUCUUUCCUUACAGUUAAAGGUUUUUUAGUAUAUGGGAUUCUUAAUUGUUAAACAUUUAGUCUAAGCUACUGAUAGAUGUUCUGUGAAAUAUUUUCCUCUGAAAUGAAGUCAUAUCUGAGAAAACUGUAUCAGCACAACUACAUUGCAACAGAUGAUUUCGGUUGUUACAACCGAAAUUAAUGACUGUUUUAAUCUGUUUUAAAGACAGUGGACACUAUUGGUAAUUGUCAAAGACUAGUCUUCUCACUUGGUGUAUCUCAAGCAUAAAA